GAAGGCAUGGAUGUCGUAAAGCUUCUGAACAAGGCCAUCAAGAAACGAGGGACUACGAGGCAGACAUCAUGGCGGUGGUCAAUGACACCGUUGGUACCAUGAUGACUUGUGGCUUUGAUGAUCAGCGCUGUGAAGUUGGUAUCAUCAUAGGAACGGGGACCAACGCUUCCUACAUGGAGGAACUGCGUCACAUUGACUUGGUGGAAGGAGACGAGGGUCGGAUGUGUGUCAACACCGAGUGGGGGGCCUUCGGGGACGACGGCUCCCUCGAGGACAUCCGCACAGAGUUUGACCGCGAGAUCGACAGAGGCUCCAUGAACCCGGGGAAGCAGCUGUUUGAGAAGAUGGUCAGUGGGAUGUACAUGGGAGAGCUGGUGCGACUCAUCCUGGUCAAGAUGGCCAAAGAGGGUCUUCUGUUUGAGGGACGGAUCACCCCCGAGCUCCUUACGAGGGGGAAGAUUGAGACGAAACACGUGUCGGCCAUUGAGAAGACUAAGGAAGGACUGAAGAAAUGUAUGGAGAUCCUGACGAGGCUCGGGGUGGAGCCCUCAGAUGAAGACUGCGUGGCCGUGCAGCAUGUUUGCACCAUCGUAUCCUUCCGCUCUGCAAACCUAAUCGCCUCCACGCUGGGCGGCAUCCUCUCUCGCCUAAAGGAGAACAAAGGAGUCGCACGCCUCCGCACCACCGUUGGUAUCGACGGGUCUCUCUACAAGAUGCACCCUCAAUACGCCCGCCGUCUACACAAGACCGUGCGUCGCUUGGUCCCAGACUCAGACGUCCGAUUCCUGCUGUCUGAGAGCGGGAGCGGCAAAGGUGCUGCCAUGGUGACGGCGGUGGCGUACCGUCUGACGGAGCAGGCGAGGCAGAUUCAGCAGACCAUGGCGGAGUUCAGGCUGAGCAAAGCGCAGCUGUUAGAAGUGAAGAAACGGAUGAGGAUGGAGAUCGAACGAGGCCUCAAGAGGGACAGUCACAAGGAGGCGACGGUCAAAAUGUUGCCCACCUUUGUCCGAAGUACACCAGACGGAUCAGAGAACGGAGAUUUCCUGGCUCUGGAUCUUGGUGGGACAAACUUCCGCGUGCUUCUGGUAAAGAUUCGUAGCGGGAAGAGGCGAUCAGUGGAGAUGCAUAACAAGAUCUAUGCUAUUCCCAUAGAAGUCAUGCAGGGGACAGGAGAAGAGCUCUUCGACCACAUCGUUCACUGCAUCUCUGACUUCCUGGACUACAUGGGAAUGAAAAGUGCUCGCCUGCCGCUGGGUUUCACCUUCUCCUUCCCCUGCCAUCAGACCAGCCUGGACGCAGGAAUCCUCGUAACCUGGACUAAAGGCUUCAAAGCUACAGACUGUGAGGGGGAAGAUGUGGUGGAGCUUCUUCGGGAUGCAAUUAAGAGGAAAGAGGAGUUUGAGCUGGACGUGGUCGCCAUUGUUAAUGACACAGUGGGGACGAUGAUGACCUGCGCAUACGAGGAACCUACCUGUGAAGUGGGGCUGAUCGCAGGGACGGGCAGUAACGCCUGUUACAUGGAAGAGUUGAAGAACAUCGAGAUAGUAGAUGGAAACGAGGGCCGUAUGUGUGUCAACAUGGAGUGGGGGGCGUUCGGAGACAACGGAUGCCUGGAUGACAUCAGGACGAAGUACGACCAGGCAGUGGACGAGAACUCGCUCAACGAAGGGAAACAAAGAUAUGAGAAGAUGUGCAGCGGCAUGUACCUGGGAGAGAUCGUCAGGCAGAUUCUGAUCGAUCUGACCAAGCGUGGAUUCCUCUUCAGGGGACAAAUCUCUGAGACGUUGAAGACCAGAGGCAUCUUUGAGACAAAGUUCCUGUCGCAGAUAGAGAGCGAUCGUCUGGCGCUGCUGCAGGUCAGGGGAUCCUGCAGCAGCUGGGGCUCGACAGCACCUGUGACGACAGUAUCAUCGUGAAGGAGGUGUGCGGCACGGUGUCCCGCCGCGCCGCUCAGAUCUGCGGAGCCGGGAUGGCCGCCGUGGUGGACAAGAUCCGUGAGAACAGAGGACUGGA
Messenger RNA from Scomber japonicus (chub mackerel), 2013 nucleotides. Its product is annotated as hexokinase-1-like. The record is from RefSeq and is a predicted model, not a curated record. Lineage: Eukaryota; Metazoa; Chordata; Actinopteri; Scombriformes; Scombridae. Gene Ontology annotation, molecular function: glucokinase activity; ATP binding; mannokinase activity. Gene Ontology annotation, biological process: glycolytic process; intracellular glucose homeostasis; glucose 6-phosphate metabolic process. Gene Ontology annotation, cellular component: cytosol; mitochondrion.